Talaromyces amestolkiae is the source of this 2607-nucleotide messenger RNA. RefSeq lists its product as uncharacterized. The transcript is spliced from 3 exons. The record is from RefSeq and is a predicted model, not a curated record. Gene Ontology annotation, biological process: regulation of DNA-templated transcription; DNA-templated transcription. NCBI's taxonomy places the organism in Eukaryota, Fungi, Ascomycota, Eurotiomycetes, Eurotiales, Trichocomaceae. The coding region runs from base 1 to 2607 and encodes 868 amino acids. Gene Ontology annotation, molecular function: DNA binding; DNA-binding transcription factor activity, RNA polymerase II-specific; zinc ion binding.
AUGAACAGCUUCGACGAAACUCGGCCGACGAGCCAGGGAAGUCCCGAUGACGCCCAGAAGGCAGCAGCCAGUCUUGACGCUCAUGCUUCACGUAUUCGACGCCGCAAUAGGAUGAUUACAUCUUGUCUGGAAUGUCGACGACGAAAGCUCAAAUGUGAUCGACUCCACCCAUGUACUAACUGUGCUAAGGGGAAACGUGACUGCGUCUUCCUCGCUCCUUCACUUGACUCUGCGACUCGGUUAAAACUGGCGGAACUCAAGGAACGUAUGGGUACGCUAGAACGUUCCCUUGAAAAGGAGGUUUCGAAGCCAUCUCAGAUCGCGGAAGGUGAUUUACUUGUUGGCUCGAGACCUUCAGCGUCGGAAUCACCUGCACCGAUUUCAGAAGACGAAUUUCUUUUACAACCCACGCGUUUAGCCUUGAUGGACGCCAUGUAUGAAGAUGAAGCCGACGACGUCAUGGUCGACUUGGGUGUUCAAGUAGGAAACAUGCGGGUCACCGAUCGUUUGGGAGGUUUCGUACGUCCGAGGCUGGCAGAAGAAAUCGCUGCUGCAAUGCAGCUAGAGGAGCAGCAAGAUCCGGCGAAGCGUGAUAUCCCGGUAGAUGAUGGCAACGAAGUGUUAAGAUUGCUCGAACUUGCAAAUCAAGGAGUCCAACUCCCAUUCUUGGAUCCGGGUCCAUCAUUCAUCGCCCCUCGCUCUGAUAUGUUGCUUGGAUCGAGCUUGCAAGAGUACACUUUGCUUGAUCUGUUGCCUUCCAAAACGGUGGCAGAUAAGCUUCUCCAACAGUAUUGGGAAGCUUGCCAUCCAGUUGCGAGGAUUGUCCACCGCCAGUCACUUGAAGCGAGAUAUAGGCUUCUAUGGGAUAAUAUUGCUCGUGGUAUCGAACCGACUCCGUCCGUUCAAGCUAUUAUAUUCGCGACACUGUUUACCGCAGCCGUCAGCAUGACCGCCGAGGAUGUAUUGACUUCGUUUGGUGUGGAUCAACGUAGCCUUAUCGAACGGUUUCAACUCGGAACAGAGUCCGCUCUUGGGAAAGCCCACUUUUUGCGCUCCACUAAAAUUGAAACAUUACAGGCUUUUGUCAUGUACCUGAUUCCGAUGUGCCGUGAGACAAUUUCUAGAGCGCAUUCCGCUCUGGUUGGAACGGCAAUUAGACUCGCUGAGUGCAUGGGCCUACAUCGUGAUCCUUCCGAAUACAAUUACGGCCCAGUCGAAACACACAUACGCCGCCUGAUUUGGUAUCAACUAUGCUUCCUUGACCUUCGUACUGCGGAAGUUCAGGGGCCCCGUGUGGCAAUUCGCAGCGAAGACUUUUCUACAAAAUUCCCCCUGAAUAUCAACGAUGCGGAUCUCAUAGCUGGCAGAAUAGAGGAGUCCAGGGAGUGGACAGACAUGACUUUUGCGUGCUUACGUUUUGAAUCUCAAGAGCUUAUUCGUGAGACAUUCGUCGACAGAAUUCGUCUCGAACAGAAAACAUUGAGUGUCACCGGCGCUAUAGGAAAGGUGGAAACAGCUCGCAGACACAUGUACGAGAAAUACGGCCCCAUCUUCAACAGACCAAACCUCACGCCCGUUCAAUACGCUGCAUCUGUGACCCUGUCUUUCAUGAUGCAUCGGCUACAUAUCAUACUACUGAAUAAGUUCUAUAACAGCUGGCAGGCAAAAAUGCCGGACCGUUUGGUUCAGUUGAUUAUCAAUACUGGCGCUCAACAGCUAGAGGAUGCCGUGACUCUUGAGACAUCUCCAGAUUUGCGACCGUGGAUAUGGUAUAGUCGUGCCUAUCAUAACUUUCAUACGGCUUUCUUGCUCCUAGUUGACGUUACAACUCACCCUCUUCGCCGUGAAGCGGAUCGAAUUUGGAGAUGCUUGGACUACGUGUACGAGAUAAAGGAUGACUAUCCACAACAAAACCUGACCAGAGGACAAAUUAUAGAGCAUCGGCGCAAAAAGUCUCAUAUGAUCAUGUGUCAAUUCCGUGAUCGAAUGCGAGUUUAUCAGGCGUUAAGAAAGAUCAAAACUUCUGCAGAUGUCGAUGAGAUAGUGUUGACUAAAUCUAUAUCUGCAUCUCCUAUACCGUCUGACUCGGUAGCGGAAAGUGUUGAUGCAAUGGUCAGUUUCAAGAUGGAACCUCUCACCUUGCUGCCCAGUGAAGCCUCUCAGAAAAAGGCCCGUGCGCUCGUGUCUCAGUCUUCAUAUUCUUCUCAAUACCAAAACGUCGGGAAUAUCAUUACGCCAGAGCCUCAACCUAAAAGCCAGGACUAUGCACCAGCCCAGUUCGGAUCACAAAUGCCUUCAGGUCUGGGAGGUUUCUCUGGUUUCGAUACCCUGCAUUCUUCGUGGCUACCCACUACCCCAGACGUGUCUGCUGGAGCAGCUACCCAACCCAAUUGGAGGAUCUCUCCUCCCAGUUCCGAAGAUCUACCGAUGCCUGAAGUUGAUUGGACCGAAUGGGACAAGAUGUUUCCGCCUCACCUGAAUGAUGGAAACCUCGAUUUCCCACCACAGACAUUAUCGGUAACUAUGCAAUAUGAAAUGGAUCCGAAUACAGCUUCUAUGAGUUCAUAUUCAUCAUUCAAUUCGAAUUACUUCGGGCCUCGGCAAUAA